This is a messenger RNA of Tetrahymena thermophila SB210, 1770 nucleotides long. RefSeq names its product transmembrane protein, putative. The record is from RefSeq and is a predicted model, not a curated record. The transcript has a single exon. NCBI's taxonomy places the organism in Eukaryota, Ciliophora, Oligohymenophorea, Hymenostomatida, Tetrahymenidae.
AUGUAAAAAUUUGAUAUAUUUGGUUCUCCGUUUGUGUUAGAAAUGGGGAUUGGAAAAGCUAGCAUGAAAACUAAUUUAGGAGGUAUUUUAUCUUUAUUAGUUUUAGCAACUGCAUUAGCAUAUUUCGUCUAUCUAAACUACAUGUAUGGCACAGGAAAUAUAUAACCUAAAGUAACAUCUUUGUAAUAAAAAAUCACGAAGAAUUCAUAUAUACCUCUUAAAUCAAAUUUAAUAUCGUUCGAUAUCUUAAACUAAGAAACUGAUGAAUUUCUGAUGAUGCAAUAAAAAUUACUAAAUUUAGAUUUAAUAUCCUAUACUGCUACUCUUUAGUAGACUGAUGGAAACGGAAAGAGGAUAACUCCAGAUAUUAACAUUCCUGUAAGAUUUUGUUCAGAAUUGACAGACGAUACAGAUGUCGAAUAAGAAGCUUAGUGCUUGGAUUUUUCAGCCCUAACUGAUGAUGAGGCAUAAUUUAUUACUUACGCUGGAAAAGGGUUUGAUACUAGAAUUUACAUUGAGCUUAAUUCUCUUUGUACUGGAGUUAUCCAAACAUGCCUUGAUUCAGCUAUUUAUGAGUAAUAUAUUUUUAGUGAUGAUGUAGAAUUUAUAAUCAAUAUUAAAGAGUAAUAAUUUAAUUCAAAUAAAUAAUCCUUAGAAACUAAUAUAGUAAAACUUGCUUGGGAUUUAGAUUCAAGUUUAUUAACAACUUCAAAGAUCAGUCUUCAGGUAUCUGAAAUAUCUUUACAAAAAGGAUUUUUUUUAUCACCAACUUAAAAUUAUACCCAUCUUUCUGAUGCAGUCUACAUAGAUUCUUAUAAAACAAGAGGUAGUAAUAGCAACAUAGGCUAAAAUGUAAUAUCUAGGUUCUUUAUUUCUGUAGAUUCAAUUUAAACACAUUAAAUAAUUUAGUUUCCUCAAUACCCAGAAAUUUUAGCUUAGUUUAUGAGUGUACUUAAUGUUUUAUUACUCUUAAAAGUGUUAGGAGUCAUUUUUGCAUAGGUUGAGAUUAAUUAGUUUUUUGUUAAUCAAAAAAUGAAAAAAUACUAUAGCUAAACAGCUUUGAAAUUGAUAAGAUAGCAGGAAGAAGAGAAAAGUGACAAAACUCAACAAGGAUUUUUAUCUAAUUAAUCUAAUGUUAAAGUAUAAAAGCUAACUAAAGAUGAAAUUUUAAAAUAACUAAAACAAUUGGAAGAAAAAGAUAUUAACUAAGAAUUAGCAAAACAAUUAAGUGUUUCAUAUCCAGAAAGAAUCAUUAGAACAUUAAAAGGAGAGUAAAAACAAGAUUACAUGAAGAAAAAAAGAAGCAACAAAGAUUUAUAUGAGACAUUGUUUUACUAAGCAACUUAAUCUAAAGAUGUAUUUGAAUUAUAGUCAGAGUUAUUAUAAAUCAAAAAAAUCUUAGCGAUUGUCUUAACUCCAUACUAAUAUGCAGCAAUUAAAUGUUGUGGCACAUCUUUAAGUGAUUAAAUACCUUUUUUGUUAGAUAGAAUGAACAACAACGACUCAAAAAAGAUAUAAAUUUAACCAGAAUAAUUAUAGAAAGAAUAAAUCGAAUUAGAAUCCUAAACGGCUCUUUUAUCUUCAUAGCACUAUAAUCAUAUUGAAUUAAUCGAUAAAGUAGACUAUGAUGAUUAAUUCUUUUAAACAUAAUUAGAUAAAUUCUUAUCAGAAGCUGAGAAAGGAUUUUCUAACUUGGAUGAACAUGAAAAAAAAGUGAAUGAGCGUUUAUUAGAUUGUUUAAAUAAGACUUAUGGUUUUACAAGUAAAUGA